Molecule: messenger RNA, 3940 nt
Organism: Musca domestica (house fly)
Lineage: Eukaryota; Metazoa; Arthropoda; Insecta; Diptera; Muscidae
Gene: dia
Product: protein diaphanous
Exons: 5
Coding region: 298-3558 (1086 amino acids)
Biological process (GO): actin cytoskeleton organization; actin filament polymerization
Cellular component (GO): cytoplasm; actin filament
Molecular function (GO): small GTPase binding; actin binding; microtubule binding
Source: RefSeq, a predicted model, not a curated record
CAUUUGAACGAAAUAACAGAAAUACUAGAAAUACACGCAAAGCAGCACGACGGAAAGUUUUGUCGCAAAAGAUCUGAAAAUCUCACAUUUUUUUAGUAAAGUAAAACGCAACGACGAGACGUAGCAAGAAAAAAGUUAUAAAAAACGAAUGUAAACGAGGUAUUGAAAAUAGUGAUUGUUUGAAAACAAAUAUAAUACUUUGUUUAUUAAAAUCAAUAGAAUAAGAAUAAAACAAGAAAACCCAAAAUCAACAAGUGGGUUAUAUGUUCAAUAAAAUAUAGCAGCAAAUAUACAAAAAUGUCGAAAAAUGACAAAAACAAAUCGGGCGGCGGCCUCUUGGAAAGUUGGUUUGGCCGCCCAAAAGCCAAAGGCAAUAACUACAGUACCGGUACGCUGUCGGGGCGACCCACAUCUACAGAUGGCGAGGUUGCCUUCGAUAUACAGGAACUGGAAAAGACCAUACGAGCUCUGAGCGACUCCGAAGUGGAUGCCAAAUUUAUGGAAAUUCUGGAAGAUAUGAAUAUACCCAAGGAUAAACGGGGGCCACUGCUAUCGAAAUCGAUAACAGAACGUCAGAAAAUGAUUUUCAUGCAUUUGAAAGGUAAAAAUUCCCUCGAACAUCGUGCCAAUUCGAAAUUCGAAAAACCUCUCGACUACAUUGAGUACCUGCGAAAUGGCGAACACAGUGAACCAAAAAUCUAUGCCUGCCUGGAAAGUUUACGUGUUGCGCUCACAAAUAAUCCACUGUCGUGGAUUAAGGAAUUCGGAGAGGAUGGCAUCGAUGAGAUCAUCAAUUUGAUGCGACGCUGUAAAAAGGAACGAACUUUGGAUCGCAUCGAGCUGGAAUGCAUACGUUGCCUCAAGGCCAUAAUGAAUAAUACAUGGGGAUUAAAUUUGGUCCUAACGCCAGAUCAACAUACGGUUGUAUUACUCCUGGCACAAUCGCUUGAUCCACGCAAGGUGACCACAAUGUGUGAGGCUGUAAAGCUAUUGGCCUCAUUCUGUUUGGUACCCGAACGCAACGGCUAUGACAAGGUUCUGAGGGCCAUUACAACGGCAGCCUCAACAUCGUACAAAUCAAGUGAACGCUUUCGGCCCAUUGUCGACUCGCUGUUCAUAUCGGAAAAAUAUGAUCCACGUCGUGAGUUGGCCUGUCACAGUUUGAUUUUCAUCAAUACCCUCACAAACACCCCCAGCGACUUAAAUUUCCGCCUCCAUUUGCGCUGUGAAAUCAUGCGUAUGGGUCUGUACGCGAAAUUCGACGACUUCAAGAACAUGGUGGAGGCGAGCAAUAAUGACUCGUUGAAACAACAUUUUAAGAUUUUCAAUGAGAUACGUGAGGACGACUUCGAGGAGUUUAUCCAGCGAUUCGACAAUGUCAUCUAUAAUAUGGAUGAUGUGACGGACUGCUUUGAGGUUGUGAAGAAUUUAGUUACCGAUACACCUGCAGAACCCUACUUCCUGUCGAUAAUGCAGCAUUUGCUGUAUAUCCGCGAUGACUUCUACUACCGGCCUGCCUAUUAUCAAUUGAUCGAGGAGUGCAUAUCGCAAAUUGUCUUUCACAAAGGCUACUGUGAUCCGAAUUUCGAAAAUCGAAAUUUCAAUAUCGAUACCUCAUUGCUGUUGGACGAUAUCGUGGAAAAGACCAAGGCCAAAGAGUCACAACGUGCCGAAGAGUAUGAGAAGAAAAUCGAGCAAUUGGAAAAUGCCAAACAGGAGGCUGAAGCCAAGGUGGCGCUGUUGGAGGAGAAAAUCAAAGAUAUGGAGAAGAAUGGUAUUGCAGCUCCAUCGCCAAGUAAACUGCCGAAAGUGAAUAUUCCCAUGCCACCACCGCCGCCAGGAGGAGCAAGAAUGCCAGCACCGCCACCACCACCUCCUCCACCGGGUAUGGGAGGAGGACCGGGCGGUCCACCACCUCCGCCACCACCAAUGCCCGGCAUGGGUGGUAUACGUGGUCCACCACCGCCACCUAUGCCUGGCAUGGGUGGUCCUCCUCCACCUCCCAUGCCGGGUAUGGCCGGAGGUCCGCGACCACCACCAAUGAUGAUGCCCAUGGCGCCAGUCUUGCCACAUGGCCUUAAACCCAAAAAGAAAUGGGAAGUAAAGAAUCCCAUGAAACGUGCCAAUUGGAAAGCCAUUGUCCCACAAAAGAUGUCGGACAAAUCAUUUUGGGUCAAGUGUGAGGAGGACAAACUGGCCUCCGAUGAUUUGCUUGCCGAACUUGCUAUUAAAUUCUCCUCCAAACCCAUCAAAAAGGAUCAAAAGGAUAGCGUCGAUAAGCCAACUACGCUGACCAAGAAGACAAUUGAUUUGCGUGUUCUGGAUGGUAAAUCGGCCCAGAAUUUGUUGAUUCUUUUGGGUGGCUCUCUCAAGCAUUUGUCCUAUGAACAAAUCAAGAUAUGUCUUUUACGCUGUGAUACCGAUAUUUUGUCUUCCAAUAUUCUGCAACAAUUGAUACAAUAUCUACCGCCUCCAGAGCAAUUGAAACGUUUGCAAGAAAUCAAGGCCAAGGGAGAACCACUACCGCCCAUCGAACAGUUUGCAGCAACAAUAGGUGAAAUUAAACGUCUCUCGCCACGUUUGCAUAAUCUCAACUUUAAGCUAACCUUUAACGACAUGGUCCAAGACAUCAAGCCGGACAUUGUGGCCGGCACCGCGGCCUGUGAAGAGGUGCGCAAUAGCCAAAAAUUCUCCAAAAUUCUAGAACUAAUAUUGCUCAUGGGCAAUUACAUGAAUUCGGGCUCAAAGAAUGAAUUGGCGUACGGUUUUGAAAUUUCCUAUCUGACAAAAUUGACCAACACCAAGGAUACCGAAAAUAAACACACACUGCUACACUAUUUGGUCGAUGUGGUGGAAAAGAAAUUCCCCGACGCCCUGACAUUCUACGAUGAUAUGUCACAUGUGGAUAAAGCGUCCCGAGUCAAUUUGGAUACAAUACAAAAAUCGAUGCGACAAAUGAAUUCAGCUGUUAAAAAUCUAGAAACCGAUUUACAAAAUAACAAAGUGCCACAAUGUGAGGAUGAUAAGUUUGCGGAAGUAAUGAGUAAAUUUGCGGCGGAUUGUCGACAGCAAGUGGAUGUGUUGGGUAAAAUGCAAGUUCAAAUGGAGCGGCUCUAUAAAGAACUUGGAGAAUAUUUCGCCUUUGAUCCGGCCAAAUAUACAAUGGAAGAAUUCUUUGUCGACAUCAAAACCUUCAAGGAUGCCUUCUUGCAGGCACAUCAAGAAAUCAUACGCCAACGCGAAGAGGAGCAAAAGAAACGACGACUGCAAGAGGCACGCGAACAAUCGUUACGCGAGCAAAUGGAAAGGCAGCAACGGAAAUUGGUCGAUAUGGAUGCAGCUCAUGCUCAAGAGGGUGUCAUGGACAGUCUAUUGGAAGCUUUACAGACAGGUUCGGCAUUCGGUAGUCGAAAUAAUCGCCAACAGCGAAGACAACGGCCGGCUGGAGCCGAACGUAGGGCACAAUUAAGUCGAUCGAGGUCGCGGACAAGAGUAGCGCCCACCGGUUUAGUGUCACGAGAACUGCUGGCCAACGAAGCAUUAAUGGGUUCUGCUUAGUUUAACAAAUUGUGUUUCCUAGACUCGUGAACUUGUGUUGUAUAUAUGCAUAUAUAUAGAUUUCUUCUUUCUUUUUUAAGUUUAACUGAAAAAAACAAAACGAAACAAAACAAAACGAAAAGAUGCCGCUUGUAGUCAAUAAGUCAUUACUGUAAUGAGAUAAUACUUUUAUUAUUUUUAUUAUUCUUUUAAUUUUCUUUUUAUAUAUAUAAAUAACGACGUGAGAUCCUAUCUACAAAGACCGACAAUUGAGAUAACUACUUUUACUUAAACUACUCUAAACUAUUGGUAACUAUUUAAUAAACUUUAUUUUUAUACAUCGAAAAGAGAAUGUAAAAUGUAAAUUAAAAUAAAAUAAAAACAACUACAAAUAUAACGGAAA